This is a messenger RNA of Pantherophis guttatus, 2201 nucleotides long. RefSeq names its product glutaredoxin 2 (gene GLRX2). Gene Ontology annotation, molecular function: protein-disulfide reductase activity. Gene Ontology annotation, cellular component: mitochondrion. The record is from RefSeq and is a predicted model, not a curated record. Lineage: Eukaryota; Metazoa; Chordata; Lepidosauria; Squamata; Colubridae.
GUUGAAGUCCACAAGUCUUAAAGCUGACAAGUUUGGGGACCCCUGCCCUAGAAGGUUGGUUUUUAGUCACCUUACAACUGAUAUUUUAUGGGUGUUUAUUCGUGAAUAAAUAAAACCUGGGCUGUAGGCAAGUGAAUAUAGUCGGCCAGGAUUUAGUUUUGAACCUCUAGAGCACUUUCUGUCCUGCACAGAAAACAAAAAGUCUUAAGACAUUCAGUGGCGUUGCUCAACCACUGAUAAUGCAGCUGUUUGGCCAGGCUCCCUAGAACUGGUUAACAAUGAUGGUUUUGGGGAUCCCACAAAGAUACUUUUGAGGGGGAAAACUUACGUUAUAUUUCAGAAUAUCCUGGCUGCGGAAAUGUACUCAUAAUGUUUAGUUUCCUGGGCUUCACAUUUUUAUAUUUUUUUGAGUACUAAGAUAGGGCUGCUGCUCUGGAAGUGUGGCUUUUGGACUGGCUUUGGUGAAUGGGGAACAAUGCAUCUGCUACUACAGCAAUAUCUAAUACUGCUAUAGCAAACGAAAUAAACGAUGCUAUAUCAGAUAAUUGUGUUGUGAUCUUCUCAAAAAGCACUUGUUCCUACUGCAAAAUGGCAAAGAAACUAUUUCAAGAAAUGAAUGUAAAUUAUAAAGCCAUAGAACUUGAUAGAUAUGAAAAUGGAGGUCAGUUUCAGGAUAUCCUUCAUCAAAUGACAGGCAGCCGGACAGUUCCCAGAAUAUUUAUCAAUGGAAACUUUGUUGGAGGUGCUACAGAUACUCAGCGACUUCACAGGGAGGGUAAACUCCUUCCAUUAGUACACCAAUGCCAGAUCCAGAGAGAGAGAAAUUCAGUACAUUCAUAUGGUUUUCCUUGAUUUUUUAAAUAAAACAUGAUGAUCUUUUAUUUAUAAACCCAGAUUUUACUUUACUAACCUAUCUACAAAAAUGCUUCAACAACUUUGAAUUGUUCCAAAAUAUAUUGGCUGGUAAAUAUGCAGGUUGCAACUAACCAGGAGUUCCUGGUAGGAAACUUAGCCACACAAAUAAACCUUGUCACAUUAUCAGUUUUGGAAGCUAAGUCUAAGAGCUAUGCCACCUGCACUCAAACGUAAAGCAAUACUCCCAGGAUGAUUUUGGCAUACCUAUGAGCACCUGCACAAUAAUCAGCUGCCGUCCAUGACGAUUUGCUCAUUGUUUGCUGUUUCUGCAACUCUGUACUAAACUUUAUAGCUAUAUUGUCUGUGCAUGCUGCCUUUCUCUCAAGAAAUUGGACAUUGGCAAGUUGGUAUAUCAAACAGAAAAAACUGAGACUUGGACAACACAAAAUCAGCAGAUGGAGUACUGGAAAUAAAACACUGGGAGCAGAUAAAGCAGUCAUUGGCAACGGAGCUGAACUCAGCUUAAUUCUUCUCUUGUCUUCAGUAUAUCUCCUCAUCAUUUGCUUCCUUUCACCUUGGAACUUGAACUUCUGGUUACCCCCAGCACAUGAAUCUUUGUGCAGUCAAAUACAAAGAAGACCUCUGCCUCUUUUUAAAGUUAUAUAGAAAGGGAAUGCCAACACAUUGGCAAAAAGUAGCUCUGGAGAAAGCAGAGAAUAGAGAUUGAAGAAGCCAUAUUGGAUGAGAUAUAUAGACUAGUUUUAUAUAUGCUGAAGUUCUAUUUGUACCUCUACUUCGCUUGAACCUAGAUGUAUACAACUGUAGUUUUCACUGUCAACUUUGCUAGUCUUUGUGCUUAGCAAGUAUGGUUCUGUAAAAUCCGUGUUCAUUCUAAGUAAAGGCACAUUCACUGCCCUUUUCCCAGUUUAAAUAUGUUCAAGAUAAUCUAUCCUUGCCUGAUUAAUAUUGUGGUUGAUUUAGGCAGUAUGUCAGAAUCUCCCCUUAACAACACAUAACAUGAAGGAUUUUUGGAAUUACGUAAAAAGGAUCUCAUCAGCUAUAUGUAGCAGAUGCUAGUAAAUGAUUUACAGAUGGGUGAAUAUUUUGAAAAAUGUUCUUGCCCUAAGUGACCAAUAUUUUUUGUGAGAAAAAAAAUUAUAUGUCUAGAUUGCUAGAUGACACAUUUCAUUAUCAAAGCUGCUUGAAAUGUGACCUCUUUAUGGCUUGCAAAUGGAUUGAUGUUUAUGAAAUAGUACUUUAUGGGUAUAUGACAAACGAAGAUUAUUGUAACUUAAUGUUCUUUCUCUUUGUGUAAUAUAUUUGCAUUAAACAGUACCAAAUAUUUA